Diprion similis is the source of this 393-nucleotide messenger RNA. RefSeq names its product arabinogalactan protein 1-like. The transcript has 2 exons. The record is from RefSeq and is a predicted model, not a curated record. Lineage: Eukaryota; Metazoa; Arthropoda; Insecta; Hymenoptera; Diprionidae. Bases 12 to 329 code for a protein of 105 amino acids.
ACAUAACUAGAAUGCACGAGGGCCGAAUGGCAGCAGCUACAACCGACGGAGGGGGUCCGGGUAGCCCACCGGCGGCCGCUCUGUCCGAGGCCUCCUCGGUCACCCUGGCCCCUGCAACCUCUGCCCCUGUACCUGUCCCUGUCCCUGUCUCAACCUCGGUAUCAGCCCCUGCCCCGGUCCUGGGAACGGGACCACCGCAGCCCCAACAGGUACAAACUGAAACUGCAACGCAUCACCCACCUACACUGGCCGUGCAGGGCAGCGCUGCUGCCGUGCCAGCCGCCACCGUCGAAGCCACAGUGAAAAUGUGUCACAUUGGUGUUUCGUGAUAUCCACAGAAAUAUAUUAGUAUACAGACAAGCAACAAAACGCACGUUAAUACGUACAUACAUA